Mesocricetus auratus (golden hamster) is the source of this 936-nucleotide messenger RNA. RefSeq names its product olfactory receptor 10G7. Lineage: Eukaryota; Metazoa; Chordata; Mammalia; Rodentia; Cricetidae. The transcript has a single exon. Gene Ontology annotation, biological process: G protein-coupled receptor signaling pathway. The record is from RefSeq and is a predicted model, not a curated record. The coding region runs from base 1 to 936 and encodes 311 amino acids. Gene Ontology annotation, cellular component: membrane. Gene Ontology annotation, molecular function: olfactory receptor activity; G protein-coupled receptor activity.
AUGUCAAACAUGAGCAUGGUCACCAGGUUCUUCCUCUCAGGCAUUCCUCAUGCACCGACCCUAGACACCAUGCUCUUUGCCAUCUUCCUAGUGAUCUACAUUCUCACUGUGCUGGGAAACCUUCUCAUCCUGAUGGUGAUCAGGAUGGAGUCCCACCUCCACACACCCAUGUACUACUUUCUCACCAACCUCUCCUUUAUUGACAUGUGGUUCUCCACAGUCACGGUGCCUAAAAUGCUGAUGACCUUGGUGUCCCCAGAGGGCGGGGCUAUCUCCUUCCACAGCUGUGUGGCACAGCUCUACUCCUUCCACUUCCUGGGUAGCACUGAGUGUUUCCUCUACACAGUCAUGUCCUAUGAUCGCUACCUGGCCAUCAGUUACCCACUCAGGUACAGCAGCAUGAUGAGCGGGACAGUGUGUGCCCUCCUGGCUGCUGGCACCUGGCUCACUGGUUCCCUGCACUCUGCUGUCCAGACUGCACUGACUUUCCGUUUGCCCUACUGUGGACCCAACCAGAUCCAACAUUAUUUCUGUGAUGCUCCUCCCAUCCUCAAGCUAGCCUGUGCAGAUACCUCCGUCAAUGAGAUGGUCAUCUUUGUGAACAUCGGGGUGGUGGCUUCGGGUUGCUUCCUUCUAAUUUUGCUGUCCUAUGUGUCCAUUGUCUCCUCCAUCCUGAGGAUCCGCACUUCAGAGGGCAGACACAAAGCCUUCCAGACCUGCGCUUCGCACUGCAUCGUGGUCCUCUGUUUCUUUGGCCCUGGUCUCUUCAUCUACCUGAGGCCAGGCUCCAGGGAUGCUGUGGAUGGAGUUGUGGCCGUUUUCUACACUGUGCUGAUACCCCUACUCAACCCUGUUGUAUACACCCUGAGGAACAAGGAGGUGAAGAAAGCACUGGUCAAACUAAAAUAUUUGUCAGUGUUUACUCGGAGUAAAUAA